AUGUUCUCUGCCAUGCUGAUGGACGCCUACUGCGACGAACGCCCCGGGAUCCGCAUCGCCUACAGGACGGACGGUCACCUUCUGAAUCAACGGCGGAUGCACUUCCAAUCACGCGUCUCCACACCCACUGUUCACGAACUCCUCUUCGCCGACGACUGCGCCCUGAACACCACCUCGGAAGAGGAGAUGCAACGGAGCAUGGACCUCUUCUCUGCCGCCUGCGAGAACUUCGGUCUGGUCAUUAACACGCAGAAGACGGUGGCCAUGCAUCAACCGCUACCCAACACAGCCACUCCUCCCAACGCGCCGCAAAUCAGCGUGAACGGAACCCAACUGCAAGUGGUAGAGAACUGCCCGUACCUGGGCAGCAUCCUCUCCCUUAACGCUGAAAUCUAUGACGAAGUCGCUCGCAGGAUCUCGAAAGCCAGUCAAGCCUUCGGUCGCCUCCAAAGCACAGUUUGGAAUCGUCAUGGUCUCCAACUGAGCACGAAGCUGAAGAUGUACAAGGCCGUCAUCCUGCCGACGCUGCUGUACGGAGCGGAAACUUGGACAGUAUACACAACGCAGGCACGUCGACUGAACCACUUUCACCUUAGCUGUCUCCGUCGCAUCCUGUAG
Spirometra erinaceieuropaei is the source of this 618-nucleotide messenger RNA. NCBI's taxonomy places the organism in Eukaryota, Metazoa, Platyhelminthes, Cestoda, Diphyllobothriidea, Diphyllobothriidae. The record is from the annotation of a GenBank genome assembly.